AUGACUGAUGUAAUGGACCUGGCGGACGAGGGCAUGGCUCCGUCUCAUGCUGCAGAUUCCGAGACUCUUGUGCAGGAACUCGCUGAAGCUGUCAGACGGAACGCCGAGCGUCUGGGAACUGACGUGCAUGCGGACCUUGGCGCUUGCUGGUUACAGUAUGGUGAUGCUCUCUUGCAACUUGUGGAGAGAGGCGUCUCCGGUGUGGGCGACGGCUUGGGGCAGGAGGAUGAUGCACGCGACUGCGCAGAAUUGGCGGAGCUUGAGGAGGAUCUCGAACUGGCAUGGGAGUCCCUUGAGACUGCCAGGCGCUGUCUGGAGAUGAAGGCAGAUGAUACAGCGAGGGAGUCCCUGCUGCGAUGUCACCUCCGGCUGGCAGAUCUCUUGAGCUUGCAGGGACUGAAGGAAGCAGCGAUGGAAGAGUGCCGCAAAGCAGUCUCAGAAGGUUACGCGCAGAAACAGGAGGAUCAGGUCUUGGUGUCCUCGCGCAUGCUGCGCCUGCAAGCAGAUCUGUCAAACUGGGCGGCGGCUCCUGGUAUCACUCCGCCAGCUGAUGAAGGACGCGCUGUCCAAAAGUUGCCGGUCGUCAGCAAGGAGGAAGUUGCUUCAUCCCCAAUGGAGGUGCCUGUUCGGAAGAGGCGACGUGUUGAAAGCGAACACAGCAACCAGGGCAGUCGUGGCCAGACCCGAGACCAUUUGGAUGAAGCAGCGCAGCUUUGUCAG
Molecule: messenger RNA, 720 nt
Organism: Symbiodinium pilosum
Lineage: Eukaryota; Dinophyceae; Suessiales; Symbiodiniaceae
Source: the annotation of a GenBank genome assembly